This is a messenger RNA of Micropterus salmoides (largemouth bass), 4187 nucleotides long. It is a transcript of the gene avpr1aa, whose product is annotated as arginine vasopressin receptor 1Aa. NCBI's taxonomy places the organism in Eukaryota, Metazoa, Chordata, Actinopteri, Centrarchiformes, Centrarchidae. The record is from RefSeq and is a predicted model, not a curated record. Gene Ontology annotation, molecular function: vasopressin receptor activity; peptide binding. Gene Ontology annotation, biological process: positive regulation of vasoconstriction; G protein-coupled receptor signaling pathway; regulation of systemic arterial blood pressure by vasopressin. The transcript has 2 exons. Bases 101 to 1339 code for a protein of 412 amino acids. Gene Ontology annotation, cellular component: membrane.
GUUCCUCUCUGAGCAUCAGGUAGCUCCAUAUACGGAUUGGAGAGGCACUUCACAGCCCCUCUGGCACUGUAUCUGUUAGGGCGCAUAGAGGGGCAGUGCCAUGCACACUCCUGACUAUGCGCUGCUCCUGAGCGGAGGGAACCAGUCUCUGGUUUUCGGUCCCACUAAUGACCUAGCGAUGGGAACGGCUGGAAACUACACCGUCUACCCGAACGGGUCCGAUCCGUUUGCCCGAAACGAGGAGGUGGCCCAAAUCGAGAUAAUGGUCCUGAGCAUCACAUUCGUGGUUGCUGUGAUUGGGAAUGUGAGCGUCCUGCUGGCAAUGUACAACACUAAGAAGAAGAUGUCGCGGAUGCACCUUUUCAUCAAACACCUCAGUCUGGCUGACCUAGUGGUCGCCUUCUUCCAGGUGCUGCCGCAGCUCUGCUGGGAGAUCACCUUCCGCUUCUACGGUCCAGACUUUCUCUGCAGGAUAGUCAAGCACCUCCAGGUGAUGGGGAUGUUUGCGUCCACCUACAUGAUGGUGAUGAUGACCCUGGACCGUUACAUUGCCAUCUGUCACCCUCUGAAAACCCUCCAGCAGCCCACCCAGCGCUCCUACACAAUGAUCAUCUCCACGUGGAUGUGCAGCCUGGUGCUCAGCACUCCGCAGUACUUUAUCUUCUCCCUGAGCGAGAUCAAGAACGGCUCGGACGUCUACGACUGCUGGGGUCAUUUUAUCGAGCCGUGGGGCGUCAAGGCGUACAUCACCUGGAUAACCGUGGGCAUCUUCGUCGUGCCCGUGGUCAUUCUCAUGAUGUGCUACGGGUUCAUCUGCCACAACAUCUGGAAAAAUAUCAAAUACAAGAAAAGGAAAACGAUGGCUGGCGCCUCGAACAAGAAAGGGCUAAUUGGGAAGAAUUCAGUCAGCAGCGUUACGACUAUAUCAAGAGCCAAACUGAGGACUGUUAAAAUGACUUUUGUCAUAGUUUUGGCGUAUAUUGUUUGCUGGGCGCCGUUUUUCAUAGUACAGAUGUGGUCUGUGUGGGAUGAAAACUUCCAGUGGGCUGAUUCUGAGAACACAACAGUGACUCUGUCUGCGCUCCUUGCCAGUCUCAACAGCUGCUGUAACCCGUGGAUUUACAUGAUCUUCAGCGGUCACCUCCUCCAGGAUUUUGUACACUGCUUCUCCUUCUGCCACAAAGUGAACACUGACUUCAAGAAGGAGGACUCUGAUAGCAGUCUACGCAGAACAACGUUGCUGACUAAAAUGACCAAUCGAAGCCCUACGGGCAGUUCUGGCAACUGGAGAGAGCUGGACAAUUGGGCUCCCAAGUCCUCCAUUCAGAUAGAUAAUUAAAUUAUGUCUGGCAAUGGCAUCAAGGUACAUAUAGCACGCAGUAUUAACUCAUCUUAACAUUAGGCAUGAUUGACAGUAGUUGAAAUGCCCCCCAAACUCCAAAAAUCUAUAAAGCAAAUCAAGCUUUUUGCAUGUAAAUCAAGACACAGGGUGAAGACAUAUGGUGGAGACAGGAAAUAUGGACACAGUACUUGUGCUUCUUCUUGCUGGAUUUUGUGUGCAUAUUUGUUUUCAAAAAACAUCAACAAAAAUGUAAGUUUUAAACGGGAAAGGGAGUGAAAUUGCAAAGUCACGCUUUUAUAUCACCACAAUUGUUUGGAAAAUCACUACAUGCUGAUGGUUGUGUUGUGUUGAAUUUAGUUAUACUUUUUCUGGAGUCUUAACAUGAUUCCUUUUGAUGCUUUUAAUAGAAAAACACUUUUCCAGUAAUACUGAUGUUUUUACUGGCGGUUAUGUCUCCCAGCAGUGCCGCCGAACACCCUUUCCUGUUAGAGUGUUUACAGAGACAAAACUUACGUAGCAGCCAGGAGGUGUGUAGUGGUGAAAACAACUCUUCCGGACCGCACGUUUCUAAGUAACCAAGGCAGUCACCUCAUCCUUUGUGAUAGCUUUCCAUUUUGUUGUUUUUCUCAGAACCAGAUUUAAUGGCUUUUGUAAAAAUAAAAAAUAAAAACGGAAAGAAACCAACCUUUCCUGUGACCUAUGAAAAAAAGAAAACAUUUUUUGCUUGUGCUUGUGGUUUAGGCUGCAUGUAUUAAUUGGGCCCUUGCGUGCAUCCAUAUUUUUUUUAAUUAUUUCAUCUUGCAGGCAACAUGCUGUGUGGAUCCCUAAAGAGUGGCUGUCAGUUCUGUUGAGCAAAGGCAGAUGGGAUCCCCUUAAAAAUAGUAGGACAUUCAUUUAACACACACACACACAUGCACACAGUGUAUGGGAUGGCGGGUGUUUGAUGAAGUGAGAUUGGCCACAGCUGGAGGAGUCUACCUACCCACCCCCAGACCUAUUCCAUGGCUUUCACAAAAUUUUGGGGAGAAGGUCACACAUUCCAAACACUCUAUGUACUAUUCCUGAUUUUUUUUAUUUUUCUGACAUCCUGCACCUGUUUGUUUAUUGGCUACAUUUACAUUCUACACAGAAACUAUUUUCUGAAAUUUGAAUUUUCUUCUACCAUUAAUGUGAUGUGCAGCACCGCAAUGGUUGUCAGACCACCAUGAGAACCCCCCAAAAAAUAUGUAUGUUGUAAUGUAUCAACUAAUUUCUUUAUGCGUGUAUAUUAUUUUUGUACAUAAAAGGCACAUAAAUAUUUGUAAAUAGGAGUAAUAUAUGUAAAUUGUUCGACAUGAAUUAUAUGUGUCUGUAAUGGCUUGUGCACAUUGAAAAUAAUCUAAAUAUCCUAUAAAUAUAUAUUAUAAUAAUGAUGCACUGAAUAUUACACUGGCUUUGUCUCCUGUUUUCACAACCAUGGCAAGGAUGGCUUCACUGUUUAUGCUUCAUACAGUUGCUACACAACCAUAUAAAUCUGUGAUGUUAUUUUUGCUGAAAAUUGAGCAAUUUGGAACUUAUAUCUCUAGCCAAUCUAAGCACUUUCAAUCUGCCAAGCAUCAGAAUUAUGCAACAGCAUGACCUUUCAAUUGAAACUAAUGCAAAAAAGAAGUUCUGUUAAAGAGUGGCUUCAAGCCAACAAGCUGUCCACCCACACAAAACUUAUAAUAUAUGAACAGAUACUGGUAAUAGCUUCUAAGAAUGCAAAUUUACCUUUAACUUUCAUCAUGCUCAUUCACAUGGUAGAAAGUAGUUGCAAAGAAGAGUGGUUACAGCAAGACUUAUAAAUUGUUGGGUGUAACAUUGAUGUCUUUUCUGGAAAGAUGUGUUGCUAUUACAUUUUUAAAAUCUUAUUUUUCUGUGUCUUGAGAAACCACCAAUGUAUUGGUGUGGUGUUAUAAAUCAAAGGAAGAUCUCAAAACCUGGGCAAAUCAAAUCAAAUCUGCAUGACACCACUUGAGUUCAGUGAGAAAAUAUUUUUGAUCUGACACUUCAACUAUCUACUAGACUCCACCAAGUAAUUUGACUUGAUUAUUUAAUGAUAUUAUUGUCUAAUUGAAUUAUCACAUUCUUAAAAAAACAUGUUACACCUCUUUUAAAGUCAUAAUGUAAUAAUGCAGUGAUAUUCAGUCAUUAAAUACAUUUUUUAUUCUUUAUUGCAUCAUUGACUAAUCUGAGCCAGAUUUUAAACAUUGUUUUGAAGAGUUGGUGAUCAACUAUUUUCGCAGAUUUCCCUUAUAGUAACUAAACCCUCCAGAACACCUUGAUUCGCUAUAGUUCAGUUUAUCUCUGACCAUCCAACCUCAUCUGGUAGUCAUAUCACAGAGAUAUAUGAGAGGGGAAUCAAAAUACUUUGGUAUUUUGUAUUUUAAAAAAGACUGUAAAAUACGUAAGAAGUUUACAUGAUGACAUUAUAAAAAAACAACAAAGUAAUUUGCUCAGACUUGUUGAGAUCAGAACAGAAAAUUGAUCCAGACGAGAAGAAGGUGAAGAUGUAAAGCUGUCCAUCGAUUUUUUUAGCAUAAAUUGCUACAAUUCUUAACAGUUCCAGUUUUGGUGUUCAUUUUAGUAGCGUAGGGUAAAUCGUUUACCAACUAUUUCACCUGAGUAGCAGUCCUCACACUUAACGUUAGCUUACUAUUUUCAGCCUAAUUCAAGAUUUUAUCAGUUGUGCGUGAAAAAAAUUAUGAAGCUUUUUAGAGUUAUUGUACAUUACUUUAUAAUGCCAAGAGAUGGUGUAACUUGUUAAGUUGCCUUAUUGUCAUUAACGUUGUGCUGCCAUGCCAUUAAACAACAGGUUGUCAACCCA